This is a messenger RNA of Armigeres subalbatus, 921 nucleotides long. RefSeq lists its product as uncharacterized. The coding region runs from base 1 to 921 and encodes 306 amino acids. The record is from RefSeq and is a predicted model, not a curated record. NCBI's taxonomy places the organism in Eukaryota, Metazoa, Arthropoda, Insecta, Diptera, Culicidae. The transcript has a single exon.
AUGACCCUCGAAGAAAGCAUGGAACGAUUUUGGAAAACGGAGGAGCUGACUGUUUGUGAUAGUUAUUCCCUAGAAGAACGUCAUUGCGAGCAGGUUUACCAAUCCACUACCUCAAGGGACGAAAACGGUCGUUACAUCGUACGCUUACCAAAGAAAGCUGAUUUUGAUGCGAUGCUUGGAGAUUCCAAGAACAAUGCUCUUCGGCGUUACGAUCAGCUCGAACGUCGCCUUGAUCGUGACUUAAAAUUAAAAGAAGAAUACCACGCGUUUAUGAAGGAGUACCUCUCCCUCGGCCACAUGCGGCUAGUCGAGACGGACGACGGUACUAAACAUCCAACAUAUUAUUUGCCCCACCACCCCGUGAUGAAGGAGGAUAGUACUACCACAAAGGUUAGAGUCGUCUUUGAUGGUUCGGCUCGUACUUCCACUGGCUUCUCAUUGAACGAAGCACCGGUGGUCCAAGAUGACCUUCUUUCCCUCAUCCUGCGAUUUCGCACUUAUCCGGUUGCCCUUGUCGGAGACAUCGCUAAAAUGUACCGGCAAGUACAAGUGCAUCCAGAAGACCGAUCUCUGCAACGUAUUCUGUUCCGAUUCUCCAACGGUACUCCUGUCCAGAUUUACGAACUUCUGACCGUAACCUAUGGCCUAGCUCCUUCCUCCUAUCUAGCCACUCGCACUCUGCAGCAGCUUACGACGGAUGAAGGUGAUGCGUAUCCUAUGGCUGGACCGUCGUUGCGCAAAAAUUUCUAUGUCGAUGACUAUAUUGGAGGGGCUAAUUCCGUGGAAGAAGCAGUCCAGCUUCGAAUAGAGCUAUCUGAUCUGCUUAGCAAAGGAGGCUUCGAGCUAAGGAAGUGGACGUCGAAUCGCUUGGAGGUUCUUCAGGGGCUCGAACACAAUCAAAUCGGCACUCACCGGUGUUGA